This is a messenger RNA of Bemisia tabaci, 1576 nucleotides long. Lineage: Eukaryota; Metazoa; Arthropoda; Insecta; Hemiptera; Aleyrodidae. The record is from RefSeq and is a predicted model, not a curated record.
UGGAUCCGUAUAUUUUUGGCAAGACCAUUUUAAUUCUCACUCCUUCUGUAUGGCAUCACGGUACGUAUCUGAGAUGUGUAACUGCCAAAGUAACAUAUACUGUAACGAAAAUAUUGAAAAUAGUCGCAUUUUUGGAAUUAUAUCGGUCAUUUUUAAUUUGCAUGAAAUAAAAUUGCAAAUGGAAAAACUCUAGGCCGGGACUGAUGUCAGCUGAGAGAGAGACAGACUCGGAUACUAAUCCGUGCGACACGGAUGACGGUGAGACGAAACCUCCCCUUCACCCGGGAGCCCUCCCGGAUCCGCCAGCAUCCCCCUCGGAGGAGUCGACCGAUGCGGAGGGUGUCCAGACGAGAGAUCUCAGUGGAUCAGCGGUGGCUGCCGAACAGCUUUCCAGUCUCGUCGCAGCCCACUCUCUCUUGAAGAGAAAAAACGUCUACUUGCUGAAGAAACUCUUCGCGCAUUGCAAACGAAAAAAGAUUGGUGGUGUCUCAGCGACGGACGAGUGGACAAGCGGGAAGGGAGAUGACGUGGACUGUCAGGAAAAGUACCAAGAGACUCUGGAGCUGUACUUCGGUCUCAAGAGAGGCGUGGAGAAAGAGGAGCAUCUCGUCCAAGAGGAGAUGUCACUCCUCGAGCGAGAGUUGGCUGAGCGGGAAGCAGUCGCCAGUGCUGCCAACCAGGAGCUCACCAAACUCCAAACCUCCAUUGGGAAAAGGCUCCUGCAUCCGAAAACUGCCCGUCAACUCACUAGUAAGACUAUUGAAGCGAUGAUCAGCGAACAAAAUUCUAAAAUGAAGGAUUUGAGAGAAGCCCGGCUGGAAUACAUUAAUAUGAAAAAUUUGGUCGUGAAGAAAAAACGGCAACUAACAGAGAUGGAACACGUAGACAGUGGCCUAAGAAUCCAGGACUUCCAACAGCUCCAGAUAGACCAUCAAUCUCUCGAUAGAAAAAUUGAGGACAGGGAGGAAGAUUUGAGAAAAGCUGAGCUGAAACUGAGUGAGAGCCAGGAAUCAGAGCGGCGGCUUGAGGCCAGAGUGACCUGUGUCCAGGCGGCUUUGUCCAAGGCCCGGCUAAUCUUCUCAAGAACGCAACAACUAUCAACAGAGGAAUCCGAGAGACUGGAGGAGCUCAAACGGGAGCGAGUCCGAAUGCUGAAGCAGGAUGUCUCGACGAAGCGGACCGACCUGUCAGCCUACCCGGCAUUGCAGGAGAACUACGCUGCCAACCUCAAGAAGAUGGAGGCCCGCCAAAGGAAACUGGAGGCUCUGCGCGCUAGCCAAUUUAAGAUCAAUCGCAGCGUCCAGCAGACAAAACGACGAAUUCGGAUCCUCCACAAACGGAAUGCAAGUCUCCAGGGUCUCGGCCCAGGCCCCACGACCACUCCUGUCCGGAAGCCCAGCCCCCGGAUCACUAGGACGCCCGUCCCUCGGAUCCAACUUCCCGCCAUAAGCCUAGAAUCUUAAGAAGCGUUAGAUAUUGCUACCGUGAUAGCAUAGGCUUAGCUGGGUCAUCUUGCUGGGGGGCCUGGCCUCCCACCAGGGAAGGGUCUGGGGGGUAUGGAAUACCCCCAUGGGCG